AUGGAUGCCUUCUACGGCUUCACGUCGUCGAUGUUUUUGAGUGCAUCCCUGUUCCCCAUGUUCAAUUACAUUGACGAGUGUAGUUCCGGUACAGCGAGAUGCAAUCACACAUGUGCCAACACACAGGGGUCAUUUACAUGCUCCUGUAGAAGCGGCUAUAGAUUAGCUAGAGACGGCACUACGUGUUCAGAUGUAAAUGAGUGUAGUUCCGGCAUAGCAAGUUGUACUCACACAUGUGCCAACACACAAGGCUCGUUCACAUGUUCCUGUAGUAGCGGUUAUACAUUAUUGAGCAACGGCAGAACGUGUUCCGAUGUAAAUGAGUGUAGUUCUGGCACAGCGAGAUGUAGUCACAUAUGCACCAACACAGCAGGCUCAUUCACAUGUUCCUGUAGAAGCGGCUAUAUUCUAUCUAGCGACAGAAGAUCAUGUUCUGAUGUGAAUGAGUGUAGUUCGGACACAGCAGGAUGUAAUCACAUAUGCACCAACACAGCAGGCUCAUUCACAUGUUCAUGUAGAAGCGGCUAUUCUUUAUCGGGCGACAGCAGAUUAUGUUCUGAUGUAAAUGAGUGUAGUGCCGGCACAGCAAGAUGUAAUCAGAAAUGUACCAACACACCAGGUUCAUUCACACGUUCCUGUAGAAGUGGCUAUAGUUUAUCGAGCGACAGCAGAACAUGUUCUGAUCUAAAUGAGUGUAUUUCCGGCACAGCCCGAUGUAGUCACAUAUGCACCAACACAGCAGGCUCAUUCACAUGUUCCUGUAGAAAUGGCUAUACUUUAUCUAGCAAUGGCAGAUCAUGUUCCGAUGUAAAUGAGUGUAGUUCCGACACAGCAGGAUGUAGUCACACAUGUACUAACACACAAGGCUCAUUCACAUGCUCAUGUAGAAGCGGCUUUAGUUUAUCGAGCGACGGCCGGGCAUGUUCUGACAUUGACGAGUGUAGUUCCGGCACAGCGAGAUGCAAUCAUACAUGUGCCAACACACAGGGAUCAUUUACAUGCUCGUGCAGAAGCGGCUAUUGUUUAGCGAGUGACGGCAUAACAUGUUCAGAUGUAAAUGAGUGUAGUUCAGGCACAGUGAUAUGUAGUCACACAUGUACCAACACACCAGGCUCAUUCACAUGUUCCUGUAGUAGCGGCUAUACUUUAUCGAGCGACGGCAAAACAUGUUCUGAUAUAAACGAGUGUAGUUCUGGCAGAGUGGCAUGUCAUCACACAUGUACUAACACAAACGGCUCAUUCACAUGUUCGUGUAGAGGCGGCUAUACAUUAUCGAGUGACGGACGGUCUUGUUCUGACAUUGACGAGUGUGGUUUCGGCACAGCUAGAUGUAAUCACACAUGUGCAAACACACAAGGGUCAUUCACAUGUUCCUGCCGAAUCGGGUAUAGUUUAUCGAGCGACGGAAGAACAUGUUCAGAUGUAAAUGAGUGUAGUUCCGGCAUAGCAAGAUGUACCCACACAUGUGCCAACACACAAGGCUCGUUCACAUGUUCCUGUAGUAGCGGUUAUACAUUAUUUAGCAACGGCAGAACGUGUUCCGAUGUAAAUGAGUGUAGUUCUGGCACAGCGAGAUGUAGUCACAUAUGCACCAACACAGCAGGCUCAUUCACAUGUUCCUGUAGAAGCGGCUAUAUUCUAUCUAGCGACAGAAGAUCAUGUUCUGAUGUAAAUGAGUGUAGUUCGGACACAGCAGGAUGUAGUCACAUAUGCACUAACACAGCAGGCUCAUUCACAUGUUCAUGUAGAAGCGGCUAUACUUUAUCGGGCGACGGCAGAUCAUGUUCUGACGUAAAUGAGUGUAGUGCCGGCACAGCAAGAUGUAAUCACACAUGUACCAACACACCAGGCUCAUUCACAUGUUCCUGUAGAAGUGGCUAUAGUUUAUCGAGCGACGGCAGAACAUGUUCUGAUGUAAAUGAGUGUAUUUCUGGCACAGCCCGAUGUAGUCACAUUUGCACAAAUACAGCAGGCUCAUUCACAUGUUCCUGUAGAAAUGGCUAUACUUUAUCUAGCAACGGCAGAUCUUGUUCUGAUGUAAAUGAGUGUAGUUCCGACACAGCAGGAUGUAGUCACACAUGUACUAACACACAAGGCUCAUUCACAUGCUUAUGUAGAAGCGGCUUUAGUUUAUCGAGCGAUGGUCGGACAUGUUUUGACAUUGACGAGUGUAGUUCCGGUACAGCGAGAUGCAAUCACACAUGUGCCAACACACAGGGGUCAUUUACAUGCUCCUGUAGAAGCGGCUAUAGAUUAGCUAGAGACGGCACUACGUGUUCAGAUGUAAAUGAGUGUAGUUCCGGCACAGCGAGAUGUAGUCACAUGUGUACCAACUCACCAGGCUCAUUCACAUGUUCAUGUAGAAGCGGCUAUACACUGUCGAGCGACGGCAGAUCUUGUUCUGAUACAGAUGAAUGUAGUUCCGGCACAGCGAGAUGUAGUCACACAUGUGCUAGCACACAAGGUUCUUUCAUAUGUUCCUGUAGAAGCGGCCAUUCUUUAUCCACCGACGGCAGAACAUGUUCUGAUGUAAAUGAAUGUAGUUCCGGCACAGCGAGAUGUGGUCACACAUGUGCCAACACACAAGGCUCAUUCACAUGUUCCUGUAGAAGUGGCUAUAUUUUAUCGAGCGACGGUCGGACAUGUUCUGAUAUUGACGAGUGUAGUUCCGGCACUGCGAGAUGUGAUCACACAUGUUCAAACACACAAGGCUCAUUCAUAUGUUCCUGUAAAAACGGAUAUAGUUUAUCGACUGACGGCAGAACAUGCUCAGAUAUUGACGAGUGUAGUUCAGGCACAGCAAGAUGUAGUCAGACAUGUAACAACACACAAGGUUCAUUCAUUUGUUCUUGUAGAAGCGGCUAUAGUUUAUCUAGUGAUGACCGAACAUGUUCAGAUGAUGAUGAAUGCAAUAACAAAACUCACUUCUGUGAUCAAUUAUGUACGAACGAAGAAGGGGCGUAUAGCUGCUCCUGUAGAUCAGGAUAUUUGUUGGACGCAAAUAAUCGCACUUGUUCAGAAUUUGGGCCGAUCUCAUGCUCUGCCUCAACCGAAAACGGAAUAUUCUGGCCAGAUGCACAUGAUGGACAGAUAUCUCGACACAAAUCAUGUCGUGACGGAUACCAAGGGGAUAUAUAUCGACAUUGUCAAAAUGGUAUUUAUCUCAACUCCGUUGACAAUUGUACAAGAUGGGUCAUACAGGAAACUUACAUUCAGGUGCUAAAUGGCUCUCUGAAUUUCACGGAAGCGCUAACGAAAUUAAAGCCAGAAACGAACACCUUUACAGAAGCAGACGUUAAUUUACUAACAGCAGGCGAACUUCAAACUGUUAAUAAGAUUCUCGAUAAAGCCAUUGACGACAUCGAAUUGAAUACUGAUACAACCGAGAACGACACUGACAAUGGAGUUGGUGCCGACUCCGUAAUAACAACCAUUGACCGGUUUAUUUCGAAAGUUGUGAACUCGUCUGACCUGGGUUUGAACAUGAAGUUCGACAAGCCAAACUUGUUAAUAGAAAUUGGGCAAGUAGAGGAAUGUGACAAAAUUACUUUUCCGUCAACGACUGAGAAAAUAAAAGGAACUACGGGAGCUCACAUUGUCGUUGGCUGUGGACCAGGUGAACAAGUAUUCAGCGGUAGUGUAUACAAGAAUGUGUCGGGAAUGUUGCCUACCGCUUUAAACGAUAUCGACUCAUUAGACGGUUCAAUCAACGGUCCGGUCAUGUCCUUUAGUUUCAAAAGAAAAGAAACCAGAACAGAGGACGUCCAGAUAACGUUCCACAUCUUUGAUAAAAAACUAUCUGAUCCUUCCUGUUCCUACUGGAAUCUAAAUUUAAGUAGCCAGAAAGGCCUCUGGUCAACUGAUGGAUGCAAUUUGGAACACUUUGACAGAGAACGAGGAGUCGUGAAGUGCCAUUGUAACCAUCUGACAAAUUUUGCGAUCCUCAUGAGCCCCGCUAGUAUUACUGAAACGGAAAGUGUUCACCACCGUCGCCUUGGGGUCAUGUCAAUUGUGGGAUGCAGUAUAUCUAUACUUGGCUUGAUUCUUACCAUUGCCUCGUACGCCUACUUCUGGAGGGCAGUACGUUCGAAUAGGUCAAUUAUACUCCUCAACCUUUGCACGGUUCUUCUUCUGGCAUACGCCCUGUUCCUUGCAGGGGUGGACAAAACUUCACAACAUGUCUUGUGCACAUCCAUUUCUGUUUUACUCCAUUACAUAUUUUUGACUGCCUUUUUCUUGAUGCUAUCAGAAGGAUGCAUUAUUGCACAGUUGGUACUCAGAUCCUUGGAUACAAGGAACCGUUUGCACACGUGGCUUGGAAUUUCUUACGGAGUGCCGUUGGUAAUUGUGAUUAUUUCGGCUGCAGUAUUUAGGCUAGAAGGAUAUGGAAAUGAUCAAUUCUGCUGGCUGAGCAUUGAUACAGGACUUAUCUGGACCUUUGCUGGAACGACAUUGGCAAUAAUAGGUGUUAACUCAAUUAUCACGGUUGCUGUCAUCAAAAGUUUGUUUGGAACUUCCAUCAUGUCGAAGAAAGAAAUUGCUGACAAAAUGAAGAAAGUGCACCAUCGUUUUGGUGGGGUUAAAAUGGAAAGCUCAACUGCAGUGCAAUAA
Molecule: messenger RNA, 4611 nt
Organism: Mya arenaria
Lineage: Eukaryota; Metazoa; Mollusca; Bivalvia; Myida; Myidae
Product: fibrillin-3-like
Exons: 41
Coding region: 1-4611 (1536 amino acids)
Biological process (GO): cell surface receptor signaling pathway; G protein-coupled receptor signaling pathway
Cellular component (GO): membrane
Molecular function (GO): G protein-coupled receptor activity; calcium ion binding
Source: RefSeq, a predicted model, not a curated record